Chelmon rostratus (copperband butterflyfish) is the source of this 1609-nucleotide messenger RNA. RefSeq names its product MOB kinase activator 2. Gene Ontology annotation, cellular component: nucleus; cytoplasm. Gene Ontology annotation, molecular function: protein kinase activator activity. The record is from RefSeq and is a predicted model, not a curated record. The coding region runs from base 304 to 993 and encodes 229 amino acids. Lineage: Eukaryota; Metazoa; Chordata; Actinopteri; Chaetodontiformes; Chaetodontidae. Gene Ontology annotation, biological process: positive regulation of protein phosphorylation; signal transduction. The transcript is spliced from 5 exons.
CUGACACUGGAUCACUGGAGCGCAGGGAGGAGCAGACAGCUGGAGAGCCUCACUUUUCAACGCAGGAAACGAUCCACAACUCCUGGACUACUUUUGUGUGUGUGUGUGUUUUGGAAAAGUUUGUCAGAAAGGGAAGCUCGUGUGUGUCAGCUGUAUGGAUUCGUCUGUGAGCUGAGGGAUGUUUGUGUCAGAGCAGCAGUUGCCACAUGCUGCCCGGAGUGUGUGGAAGUGUGUGGGUUAGUGUGUUCGGGAUGGAAAAGUGGGGCUGGCACGACCAACAGCUCCUCUCUUAGUUUUUACGCCAUGGGGGGUUGCCAUAGCUACCCCUCAGCUACAAAGGCAGACAGCAAGACUCUUCAGCCUUCUGACAUCAGCAGUGAGAAACUGGGAAUUAAUAACAAUAAUCUGGAGGAGCGUCCAUAUCUGCAGCAGCAGUAUGUGAGUCAGCGGAUCACCCACACAGACGUGUUCGCCCUCACAGUGCUGCCGCCCGGCGUCGACCAGGCAGAGUGGCUCGCCAGCAACACUGUGGCGUUCUUCAAGCACAUAAACCUGUUCUCCAGUGCACUGUCUGAGUUCUGCACUCCCAGCACCUGCCCAACUGCCUGUGGACCGGGCAACACGGUUUAUGUUUGGACCGAUGACCACGGCAGGAAGCUGAAGUGCUCUGCACCACUUUACUUUGACUACGCCAUGUCGUACAUUCAGGAGCUACUGACUGAUGAGGAUGUGUUCCCCACAAAAGCAGGCUCCGUGUUUCCCACAGGCUUCGUCUUUCUCGUCCAGAAGGUGUUUUUGCUGUAUUUCAGGACUCUGGCUCACAUUUACUGGUCUCACUACAGAGAGACGCUCGCACUGGGCCUGCACCCCCACCUCAACACGCUCUUCACACACCUCACACUCUUCUGCCGGCAGCACGCCCUGUUGGAGGCGGAGGACAUUGAGCCCCUGCAGGACCUCAUCACAGCUCUGGGACAGCAAGGCUGGACCUAAAGCGCAAACACUCGUAUUAUGCACACACAUUUUCACACACUUAUUCACUUGUUAUAUCUGCUUAUAAAGCUAUAUAGUGACUCUCACCACUCUGGGCCAAACUUCAUAGUAUGGAUUUUCUUUGUAAAGGUCUGGAAGUUGUAAAAUAGAAAAGAAAAUGCUGUUUUUGAACAGUAUGUGGGAGAAUGAAUGAGUCUGUUGUGCUUUAAAAAGCAUUAAUCAGACUAGAUCAGGAGACUCCAGCUCCUGUUGUAUAUAGUUUUUAUCAGGUAUCAUGAUACUGUGUGAAACUGUAAUACUGCAUGUGAGUGUAUUUUAACAUAAUGGUGCAUUAUUAUAUUUUGAUAAGGUCAAGAUCUUCAAGGUUGUUUAUGUCUCCCCCGUAGACAUAACACAGUAAUAAAAAAAAACACUGAAUUCUCCUCUGCCAUCUUUUCCUAUAAGACACCAACUGACUCAGACAGUUGGCAGUUAUUAUAAACAAAACGUGCCAUCGAGGGUGGCGUGUUGAUGAAAAUGUGACUACAUUGUUGUGGCUGCAUCUGCAUGGAACGACACAGCUUAUUUCUGCAUCUUCACAUAUGAUUCUGUACUCUGUAAUAAACAUUUACAACAA